AUGAGAGGCCAUCAUCUUGGUGUCGAAGACCUGACCAGAGGCGAUGAGGGUGUUCCAGCCACCAAACGCCGCAGAUGGGCGCUUCAGACCAUAGAUUCCGCACCAUUCCAAGCCUGGGUGGUCGUUGUAGCAGGUAUCGGAUUCUUGACUGAUUCGUUCGCUCUCUUCUGUCUGAAUGUUGUCACGCCAAUGAUCGGUUAUGUCUACUGGCCUCACAAUGUUGACAGCGAUGGCACGCCACAACUUCCGUCUUCGGUCAAGACCGCUCUGAUGUGCUCAACCCUCGCCGGUACCAUGAUCGGUCAAAUAGCCUUCGGUGUUGCAGCGGACCAGCUUGGUCGAAGAAAAAUGUACGGGCUCGAGCUCGUCAUCGUCAUCGCGGGGACCUUCUUGAUGAUCAUGAGCUCGAAUGGUGAGAAGAACAGCAUGGCCGUGGGUGGUUGGCUGAUAGCAUGGCGGACCAUCAUGGGCCUGGGAAUCGGAGCCGAUUACCCACUUUCAGCGGUGAUUACAGCCGAGUUCGCACCCAGAAAGCAUCGCGCCAGAAUGCUAAGUUGGGUUUUCUUUGCCCAGCCCAUCGGACAGCUCCUGGCCAACGUACUUUCCCUGGCAGCCGUCGAGGGAUUCAAGUCUGAAAUCACCAGUGUAUAUCCAGCAUGUCCCGCCGGGGACGAGGGCUUGCAGUGUUUCAAGGCCAUUGACCGGCUGUGGAGGACAGUUGUGGGAAUUGGUAUGAUCCCAGCCAUGAUCGCACUAGCGUUCCGCUUCACCAUUCCUGAGUCACCUCGCUACAAGCUCGACAUUUUACGAAAUGUCCAUACCGUGUUUGAAGAUACGAAAGACUUUUUUGGCGCUCCCGAAGUAGAUUCAGAAGGAGGCGAACUUGAGAUGUUGCCCACCACCCCUACUGUCGAUGGACAAGACCUAUCGAGAGUUUCGACAUCGUCCGAAAUUGCACCUGAGGAGGUGGUUGGUAGUGACAGCGAAUCUGAGCGCCGCCCCAGCUCUGUUCACCAACGCCCAACAUCAUAUCAGCACGUCCAUCUCCCACCGAAUGACCCGAAUUAUGUUCCUCCACUUGCCUCUUGGGCCGACGCGAAAGACUUCUUCAUCGCUCAAGGCAAUUGGCAGUACUUGCUCGGCACCUCCCUCUCAUGGCUAUUUCUAGACUUCGCUUUCUACGGUCUGGGACUCUCUUCUCCUGAGAUUGUCCGCCACAUCUGGCAAAACCCGGACUCGGACAAUGCAGCGUCAUCCGUAUUUGACUCUCUGCGUGACAACAGCUUGCAUACGCUCAUCAUGGUAUCGAUCGGUGCAGUAAUCGGUGGCGCUGCAAUGAUCAAAGUCAUCCGCUAUGCGAGCCCGAAAGUGAUACAGUUCUGGGGGUUUCUGGUUCUGUUCCUGCUCUUCAUUGUCACAGGUAGUGCGUGGACCAAGCUUCUUGACAGUAGUCGCUCCGGCUUGAUCGUUCUGUACGUUCUAUCGCAGAUAGCGUUCAAUCUAGGACCAAACGUCACGACCUUCAUAAUUCCUGCUGAGAUCUUCCCGACCCGUUACCGUUGCACCGCACACGGCAUCGCAGCUGCAGCCGGCAAGCUUGGCUCCUGGCUCGUCCAGGUCUUUCUCGCCUAUGCCUUCAAGUCUAACUCGCAGGAAGAACGGUACGACUGGGAACGUCAAAAUUUCGGACACGUAUUACAAGUCAUGUCGGCGUUCAUGGUCGCCGGCGCGGUCGUCACAUAUUUUCUCGUUCCGGAGACAAGGGAUCACGACGGGAAGAGUAGAACGUUGGAAGUUUUGGCAGGCGGAAAGAGGGUCCUCGAUGAGUUGAACAAGCAGAGGGCACAAGAGCAGGACUGA
Messenger RNA from Didymosphaeria variabile, 1860 nucleotides. RefSeq lists its product as uncharacterized. Lineage: Eukaryota; Fungi; Ascomycota; Dothideomycetes; Pleosporales; Didymosphaeriaceae. The record is from RefSeq and is a predicted model, not a curated record. The transcript is spliced from 5 exons. Gene Ontology annotation, cellular component: membrane. Gene Ontology annotation, molecular function: transmembrane transporter activity. The coding region runs from base 1 to 1860 and encodes 619 amino acids. Gene Ontology annotation, biological process: transmembrane transport.